AUGAACGCAACCCCACAGUAUGCGAGUAUGGCUACUCCAGGAGGACAGCCAGGUGUGCCUGUCUGUCUCAAUUGCGGCACCAGCACCACCCCUCUGUGGCGCCGCGAUGAAGCCGGCGCCGUCCUCUGCAAUGCCUGCGGCCUCUUCCUCAAACUUCACGGCAGACCACGACCGAUAUCCCUCAAGACAGAUGUUAUAAAGAGCCGCAAUAGAGUGAAGACGUCGCAAUUGGGGAAGAAAAGGGACAGUGGCGAUGGUAGUAAUGGCUUGGCGGGCUUCCAGCAUCAUCAGCAAGUAGUCCAUGUCGGUGGACUGGCAGCAGCGCAUCCAGAUGCUGCGAGUGUGGGUCUGCAUAAUCAUGCUCAUCAUCUGCCCGGGCACGAUGGGUUGACAGCAACUGGCCAGUCAUUAUCGAGGAGUCACACCCCGAGACAGCACGACCCGAACAUUGCUCCACAACACAUCUUCGAUACCGUGAGUCUCGCUCCCGAGUAUCACUCGCCAUCCCUAACAACGACAUUCCGACAACCCUCGCCUUCGUCAUUAUCGCUGAACGGACCGAGCAGCCAGCUGGACACACCACAGACACACGAUCAAAUCGUACAACAAAAUCGCGAUCUUCGAACACGAGUCAGCGAGCUAGAAGUCAUCAACGGCCUGUUCCGUGGUAGAGUCGCGGAACUGGAGAAUAGUGAGCAGGAAGCUCGGAGGGCGGAAAAGGUCAAGGACGAGGAGAUCGCGAGACUCAGAUCAGAGCUGGAAGAUGCGGGGAGAAGGAUCGCGGAGCUGAGGAAGAGACCGGCGAAGGCGAGCGAGGAGGAGGAGAACAACACAGACGGUAGGAAACGGCCGAGGUUGUCGAACGGAGAGUCGUUGACGGAGCAGGACCACGACGAGCGUGGAGUCAAUGGCAUGCCAGAGGGUAUCGCAUACCCCGAACCACCGCCACGAUCGAGCAAUUUCAUGCUGCCUUGA
Recurvomyces mirabilis is the source of this 975-nucleotide messenger RNA. It is a transcript of the gene GZF3, whose product is annotated as GATA zinc finger protein 3. The transcript has 2 exons. The record is from RefSeq and is a predicted model, not a curated record. Bases 1 to 975 code for a protein of 324 amino acids. Gene Ontology annotation, biological process: positive regulation of transcription by RNA polymerase II; negative regulation of transcription by RNA polymerase II. Gene Ontology annotation, molecular function: RNA polymerase II cis-regulatory region sequence-specific DNA binding; DNA-binding transcription factor activity, RNA polymerase II-specific; zinc ion binding. Lineage: Eukaryota; Fungi; Ascomycota; Dothideomycetes; Mycosphaerellales; Teratosphaeriaceae.